Molecule: messenger RNA, 3553 nt
Organism: Cebus imitator (Panamanian white-faced capuchin)
Lineage: Eukaryota; Metazoa; Chordata; Mammalia; Primates; Cebidae
Gene: LYN
Product: LYN proto-oncogene, Src family tyrosine kinase
Exons: 13
Coding region: 728-2266 (512 amino acids)
Biological process (GO): innate immune response; cell surface receptor protein tyrosine kinase signaling pathway; protein phosphorylation
Cellular component (GO): extrinsic component of cytoplasmic side of plasma membrane
Molecular function (GO): signaling receptor binding; ATP binding; non-membrane spanning protein tyrosine kinase activity
Source: RefSeq, a predicted model, not a curated record
CUUACUUUGUAAUGAUUAUUAAGAGCUCGAGACCCCGAGCCUCAACCCGGCAUAUCGCGUCCUCUCUCUACAGACCCCCUAGCGUUGGAAGGGAUCAGAACUCACCUCCUCCGCUCCCGGGAGCACCCCUUUCCUAACACCUUGAGGAGGGGUCGGAAGGAAAGGAAAGGAGACCCGCGAGAUGUCGUCGAUGCGCCUGCGAAGCCCAGGCUACCCGGAGACCCGUCCGUCCGUCCGUCCCUACAGGAGAAGGAUGGUCCGGGCUCCUCCUCUCGCCGGAGCUGCAGGCUGAGUCGCUAGGUUUCUGUGCCUUCAAACCCUGCACGACGGCCACACCAAACACCCAAACCUUGGGCAGGGACCAAACGGUCACUUCCCCGCCCUCCGGGCUCAAUAUGCAAAUCCGAGCACCAGGAAGUAGCUGGGACCUCUCGGUCGAGCCCAGAGACAGCCAGUUCCUCUCCCGCCGCGCCGGGCCGCGCUGCCGCUAGCUCCCGGGCAGUGGCGCCUCCGGGCCCGACGCGCUGCAGCCUCCAGCCCGCGGCAAGCUGGGCGGCCGCGCCACCCCCGGCCCCGCGCCCGCAGCUCCUCGCCGCGCGUCCCGAGUUCCCGGCCAGCAGCCUCCCCCUACGCGGGUCCCGCUGGGCCGCCCCGUCGCGCCCCUCGCUCUGAACUCAAGUCACCGUGGAGCUCCGCCGCCCCGAAACUUUCACCGCGAGCGGGAAAUAUGGGAUGUAUAAAAUCAAAAGGGAAAGACAGCUUGAAUGACGAUGGAGUAGAUUUGAAGACUCAACCAGUACGUAAUACUGAAAGAACUAUUUAUGUGAGAGAUCCAACGUCCAAUAAACAGCAAAGGCCAGUUUCAGAAUCUCAGCUUUUGCCUGGACAGAGGUUUCAAACUAAAGAUCCGGAAGAGCAAGGAGACAUUGUGGUAGCCUUGUACCCCUAUGAUGGCAUCCACCCAGACGACUUGUCUUUCAAGAAAGGAGAGAAGAUGAAAGUCCUGGAGGAGCAUGGAGAAUGGUGGAAAGCGAAGUCCCUUUUAACAAAAAAAGAAGGAUUCAUCCCCAGCAACUACGUGGCCAAAGUCAACACCUUAGAAACAGAAGAGUGGUUUUUCAAGGAUAUAACCAGGAAGGAUGCAGAAAGGCAGCUUUUGGCACCGGGAAAUAGCGCUGGAUCUUUCCUUAUUAGAGAAAGUGAAACAUUAAAAGGAAGCUUCUCUCUGUCUGUCAGAGACUUUGACCCCGUGCAUGGUGAUGUUAUUAAGCACUACAAAAUUAGAAGCUUGGACAAUGGGGGCUAUUACAUCUCUCCACGAAUCACUUUUCCCUGUAUCAGCGACAUGAUUAAACAUUACCAAAAGCAGUCAGAUGGCUUGUGCAGAAGACUAGAGAAGGCUUGUAUCAGUCCCAAGCCACAGAAGCCGUGGGAUAAAGAUGCCUGGGAGAUCCCCAGGGAGUCCAUCAAGUUGGUGAAACGGCUCGGUGCUGGGCAGUUUGGGGAAGUCUGGAUGGGUUAUUAUAACAACAGUACCAAGGUGGCUGUGAAAACCCUGAAGCCGGGCACGAUGUCUGUGCAAGCCUUCCUGGAAGAAGCCAACCUCAUGAAGACUCUGCAGCAUGACAAGCUGGUGAGGCUCUACGCCGUGGUCACCAGGGAGGAGCCUAUUUACAUCAUCACUGAGUACAUGGCCAAGGGCAGUUUGCUGGAUUUCCUGAAGAGCGACGAAGGUGGCAGAGUGCUGCUUCCAAAGCUCAUUGACUUUUCUGCUCAGAUUGCAGAGGGAAUGGCGUACAUCGAGCGGAAGAAUUACAUUCACCGGGACCUUCGAGCGGCUAACGUCCUGGUCUCUGAGUCACUCAUGUGCAAAAUCGCAGAUUUUGGCCUUGCUAGAGUAAUUGAAGAUAAUGAGUACACAGCAAGGGAAGGUGCUAAGUUCCCUAUUAAGUGGACGGCUCCAGAAGCAAUCAACUUUGGAUGUUUCACUAUUAAGUCUGAUGUGUGGUCGUUUGGAAUUCUCCUAUAUGAAAUCGUCACCUAUGGGAAAAUUCCCUACCCAGGGAGAACAAACGCCGACGUGAUGACCGCCCUGUCCCAGGGCUACAGGAUGCCCCGCGUGGAGAACUGCCCAGAUGAGCUCUAUGACAUUAUGAAAAUGUGCUGGAAAGAAAAGGCAGAAGAGAGACCAACAUUUGAUUACUUACAGAGCGUGCUGGAUGAUUUCUACACGGCCACGGAAGGGCAGUACCAGCAGCAGCCUUAGAGUGCAGGGAGACCCGUCCGUUCCACAGGGGUGGCCACCACAUUUAGAGAGGAAAAGUAACUAUCACUGGUUGCACUUAUUAUUUCAUGUGCCGGGAUUAUCUGUGGUGCCUGGAUCCUGAAAUAGAGACUCAAUUACUCAGGAAGAACACCCUCUCAAUGGGAAAGUAUUCUGUACUCUUAAAUGGAUGCUCUACCCAGCUGCAGCGUGGCCUUGGCCUCAGCCGCUGGUAAUCUCGCUCUGCUGGACAUCUGAGUGCAGCCUUUUGAGAAGAAAACACCUGUUCUCUCCAAAAAUGUACCCAACUAGCUGUAUGUUUACAAUUGGACAUAUGACUCAAAGUUUCAGAGACCACGGCAAUCAAUCCCCAAUAAUAGCAGAACUACGUCAUUUAUAAAGCUAAAAUAACCAGAUGCAUAGCAUGACGUUUCUUUGUAUUUUCUCUCUGCUUUGGCUUACUUGCUAAAAAAAAAUUACUAAUCCAACCUGUUAGAUUUUGCAGGUAAAGUCAGCAGCUUACAAAUGUCUUUCCCAGAUUUCAAUGUUUUUUUUUUUUUCCCUAUCUCCCAAAAUCUGAGACUGUUAAACAUUUUUCUUCCAUGAACACUGCUCAGACCUGCUAGACAUUCCACAUGAGUGGCAUGCACAUCUCUCUCUCCUCCAGCAGGAGGAGCCCAUGAGCACACACAGCUGCCGUGCAUUGCAAUGUGCACCCGCCUGAACCACCGGCCUCACCUGGACCUCCCGGGAAAGGGAGAAGAGCCUCAGAAACUGCUCUGUUGUUUAGAAGGAAUCUUUUUAAGGGUCCAGCUUUUUCAUUUCCACAAUUUCCUAUAUCCAGAUUUGUUUUGACAAUGUAGUUUGGAAGAACUAAGAUUCUAAUCUCUGAAGAACCUUACAGGGCCUUCUAAAACAUAAGAGUUUCCUUUGUUGCUUCAAAGAUUUGAACAUUAUUUUAAAGAUCAAGUAUUAAUUUUAGAUGUACUUUAGAAAGUUAAAGUGCCACAUUUGGGGCUAUUUUUGUGAUUCAUCAAUCUUUUCUAAAUUGUGUAGCCUGUGUAUGAGACUAUUUAUCCCCAAGGAUAUAAGGAACAUAAGUGACUCCGAGGCUCUAAUGAGCCAUGGCCACAGGAAGUUCAAGCGGUUUUGUUUACUAAAUUUUUCUCCUGUAAGCUUUGAAUGGAAACGUCUAUAUCACAUCCUGUGUUUCACUUAUGCUUUUGUGUAUAUACCUAAUAUUUCUAUUUUUUGAUUUUAUUUUAAUACACCUCGUCCAAUAACAUCUCA